AUGACAUCAAAAAUUACACCAGUUAAAGUUAUUCAGUUUACAAAGAUUAGUGUUGCAUUAACGUGUGCGUGGCCACCGUCACCUAAAACGACGAAAUUUGGCAUUAUUCUAUUUAAAACUUGGUGGUAUACGUGUUAUUUCAGCAAUAUCUUAUUAUUACUCCCAUUGCUGAGUUCAAUUUACGAGUAUCUUAAAAAUCCUGUGAUUUUAGCAAAAUCAGUUUGUCUCUCUUGUGCAGUACUUCAAGCUACGAUUAAGAUGAUGAUAUGUCGUAUUCAGGCAAAGAUUCCGCAUCGCCAUAGAGACCGGACGCCGGGGGAUCAUCAACGGGUGUCACGUGUUAGUGACCCCGCAGCAGACAAGGUCAGGUACCGCGAUCCCGUUGCCUCCGCCAUCCAAACCCUAUCGACUAACUCCGCUUUGGUUUUAGCCACACACUCGCAAAGAAACGCAGCAGCGGACCUCGCCCAGCUGCAGACGGCAUCGAGGACUCCGAAGAUGCUGCACCCGGAAGGACCGGAGUAUGGCGAGUAUUUCCGCCGUAUCGGCUCAAGCCGAACGAUCUACUCAUCUUUAACCCUUAAGCUUUAUUAUAAAAUGGAAACAUUUUGCAAGGAGGCAGAUGAUAAAACGAAUAUUACGCUACAACAUUAUGUUGACAAUCACAAGCAUGUUUACGGCAUUUAUGCUUUAUGGUGUUACCUAACCGCUAUUGGUGUUAUUUGUGGGCCAGUAUUUCUUCCACAACAGUUUCCGACUGAUGCGAAAUAUCCGUUUUUUAUAGAACAACAUCCGAUAAAAAGUAUUAUCUACUUGCAUCAAUCAUUAGUCGGCUUGCAGGCUGCGGCCGGAAUGUGUAUUGAUUGUAAUAUUGCACUUCUUUUAUUCUAUUCUGCCGCAAGAUUACAACUGUUAGCCCAGAAGAUUCGUGAUAUCAGAAAUGAACUCUGUGCGUACUGGGCCGACAAGCAAAGCGAGAAACUUGGAGGUCCUGGACAUACUGUUGAAAUAGACGAGGCAAAAAUUGGCCAUCGAAAGUAUAAUCGUGGUCGCCUUGUAAAAGGCAAUUGGAUCUUUGGGGGAUACGAGAGAGAGUCGAAGAAGGUUUUUAUUAUGCCAGUAGAGGAUCGAUCAGAAAAGACGCUCCUGGCAUGUAUUAAACAAUGGAUCAUGCCAGGAACGACAAUUAUUUCAGAUUGUUGGAAGUCCUAUGACUGUUUAAACAGUGAAGGCUUCCAACAUUUGAAUGUUAAUCAUACAUACAAUUUCGUCGAUCCAGAUACUGUCUGUGCGUACUGGGCCGACAAGCAAAGCGAGAAACUUGGAGGUCCUGGACAUACUGUUGAAAUAGACGAGGCAAAAAUUGGCCAUCGAAAGUAUAAUCGUGGUCGCCUUGUAAAAGGCAAUUGGAUCUUUGGGGGAUACGAGAGAGAGUCGAAGAAGGUUUUUAUUAUGCCAGUAGAGGAUCGAUCAGAAAAGACGCUCCUGGCAUGUAUUAAACAAUGGAUCAUGCCAGGAACGACAAUUAUUUCAGAUUGUUGGAAGUCCUAUGACUGUUUAAACAGUGAAGGCUUCCAACAUUUGAAUGUUAAUCAUACAUACAAUUUCGUCGAUCCAGAUACUGUAUUUUUUUAUUUACAGGCGCCCAUACACAGCAUAUUGAGCGUGUUUGGAGAGAAGUUCGCGCGAAUAUCCCAAGAUAUGGAACGCGAGAGUCUCAUCUUGAGGGAUAUUUGUGCGAAUUUCUAUACAAACGCGCUCAUGCUUUCAGUGAGCGAAUAG
This is a messenger RNA of Linepithema humile (Argentine ant), 1782 nucleotides long. The record is from RefSeq and is a predicted model, not a curated record. Lineage: Eukaryota; Metazoa; Arthropoda; Insecta; Hymenoptera; Formicidae.